Messenger RNA from Hyalella azteca, 2537 nucleotides. Its product is annotated as O-glucosyltransferase rumi homolog. Lineage: Eukaryota; Metazoa; Arthropoda; Malacostraca; Amphipoda; Hyalellidae. Gene Ontology annotation, biological process: protein O-linked glycosylation; positive regulation of Notch signaling pathway. The record is from RefSeq and is a predicted model, not a curated record. Gene Ontology annotation, cellular component: endomembrane system. Gene Ontology annotation, molecular function: UDP-xylosyltransferase activity; UDP-glucosyltransferase activity.
AAUCCAAUGAGUAUUGGAGUUACCUGCAGCUCAUCCACCAGGCCAAGCAGUCUUACAGCCCAUGUAAUGCCAACUGUUCCUGUCACUAUGCCCAGAUCAAGGCUGAUCUUAAGCCAUUCAAAGAUGGAAUAUCAAUUAGAACUCUGGAGCAAGCUAAGAAAAGUGGCACCCUGUACCAAAUCAUUGGUGGACAAGUAUACCGAGAUGAGGAAUGCAUGUUCCCUAGUCGGUGUGCUGGUAUUGAGCAUUUCUUGAACGAGGUUGCAUCAGAUAUUCCUGACACAGAGUUAGUUGUGAAUGUGAGGGACUGGCCUCAAGUCUACAACAGCCGCAGUAGUGACAUCAAGCUUCCCAUUUUCUCAUUCAGUAAACAAGAAGGAGUUCACGGUGACAUCUUGUACCCAGCAUGGAGUUUUUGGGAGGGUGGACCGGCCAUAUCCUUGCAUCCAACAGGACUUGGGCGCUGGGACAUUAGACGAAAAACUAUCAAAAAGGCUGCUAAGAAAUAUCCUUGGAAGAAGAAAGAAAAUAAAGCUUUCUUCAGAGGUUCCCGCACUUCAUCGGAUCGUGACAGCAUCGUUCUGCUCUCACGGGAGCAGCCUGACCUUGCUGAUGCGCAGUACACUAAAAAUCAGGCAUGGAAAUCCAAGAAGGACACUCUGGACGCUGAGCCUGCCUCCGAGGUGUCCCUGGAGAAUCACUGCCCCUACAAGUACCUGUUCAACUUCCAUGGCGUGGCGGCGAGCUUCCGUUUCAAGCAUCUCUUCUUGUGCGGCUCUCUCGUCUUUCAUGAGACCGAUGGUUGGAUCGAAUUUUUCUACCCUCAAAUGAAGCCUUGGAUCCACUACGUGCCGGUGCCUGCUGGCGCCCCAGUGUCAGAGUUACGAAAUCUUCUUGAUUUUGUGCGCAACAACGACUUGGAGGCACAAGAAAUUGCUGAACGCGGCCGCGACUUCAUCUCGGAUCGACUUCGCAUGGCCGACGUGCGCUGCUACUGGCGCAAGCUCCUCAAGACUUACACAAAACUUCUCACAUAUCGACCGCAGCUCCGACCUCUCCUCAAGCUUAUUCCCAAGAAAUAAUGGACUUGAAGCGAAGCAUCGAGAGUAAAUUGUUUUCGUUUAGAUCUUCUGAGGGCUGGUCUGUAUAUUAAUGGCUCUUUAAGUAAACGUUGAAGCGCUGUCAAGCAGAACCGCUCUUGCACAGUUUAUCUCAGCUUCACCAUAUCUGAAACUUUCAGGUCAGUCAAACUAAUGUUCGAUAUCGUUACCCAAGCCGAACGUAGUAUGAGGUAUGGAGAUUUGAUUUGGAUGUCACGCUUGCUGAUGCUGGAAACAGGAAAGACAUUCUCAUUGACGUUCCAGCUAUUUCACUGGCAUUCUCAACGCUAUGUUAUUUACCCUGAUGAUUAUGGACUAGUCUGCAUCUUAACAUGUUGAACUGGCCUCUAGAGAUGAAUUUUACUCACAAUUACGGACAGUUUCACAAAGAGAUGAAUUUUACUCACAAUUACGGAUAGUUUCACAAUAGCUUUGCACUCGUUAGUUGUAUCUGUGUGGUAGAUAUUCCAUACUCUCGGCAUGCUAAAAUCUUGCGUCCAUUAUGGCAAGUAACUUAUGAGAAACUGUUUAAUAGUACCUAGCACUCUAUUUAACUUCCACUAUUAUGCAUUUUCUACUGCAUAUCUUCAAUGAUGCUUCAGGUUAAUUAACGGGAUUUUCUGCCACUUGCGGGUCGUUGAAGCUCACUUAUUUAGUAAAGAGUUGUCGCAGUUAUUGUCUGUGAUCAAUCCGUCCAGUCGGCUUCCCUCUGCCAUGUCUGUCUUGUUGCUUCGCUUGUUCAGGUAUCAAGAUGGACCCCAUAAUUUUUAGUUACAUUUUUCUUCAAGAUUCUCUCAAGUAUUGUAUUAGCACCAAAGAUCAAUCUCAUUCCACGCUAUUCUAGGAUCAAUUCAUCCCACAUCUUGCGUGCUGAUUUUAUGCAUAUUUAGGAGAUAAUAUGCUAGUCUAAUUUGUACACUAGAAGUUAGAGAACUUUUCCUCGAUGUCCUAAGCAGGAGAUGAGGUAAAGCACGUGCUAUUUAUCAACUACUCUCAUCCAUCAUGCGUGCUUUUUCUUUGGUUGCAUUUCAUUUCCUAAUUAAGGAUUUCAAUGUAAUCAAUUCUUAUGUGUAUGAAAAGGAGGAUAAAGUUGCUCAACUAGUACAAGGUAAAAUAUAUUAAUCAUUCUAAGGUUUCGUUACAAAUUUAUGGUGAAAACAUGAAUAUUUCGAAUCUAGUUUUUCGUUUUAACAUCGAUUUGUAGUUUUUGUGAUCAACGAUGGUUAAUAGCUGAAGCGCUAGUAAACAUUUGGCCACUGAACUAAACUAAAACUAAUUAUUAAGAUUAAAUUCAAUGGAUCUUCACUGCUCAGCCGGCAUUCAAGUGCUAAAAAAAUAAAUCUCAACUAUGUUAUGCGAGUACAUGUGGUUUGGUUAAAUAGAUAAUAUUAAUAAUUGUUGAUGUUGUCACGAUGCCUCAAUAUAUCUUUGCAAUGA